Messenger RNA from Rhodotorula toruloides NP11, 816 nucleotides. Its product is annotated as BTB/POZ-like domain containing protein. The coding region runs from base 1 to 816 and encodes 271 amino acids. The record is from RefSeq and is a predicted model, not a curated record. The transcript has 3 exons. Lineage: Eukaryota; Fungi; Basidiomycota; Microbotryomycetes; Sporidiobolales; Sporidiobolaceae. Gene Ontology annotation, molecular function: protein binding.
AUGGCUAAACAGAUCACGCUCUACACCUCUGACUCGCCUGCCAAGCACCUCACCGUCUCCCGCGCCGUUCUUGCAGCGCACUCGACCGUCUUCCGCGACCUCCUCUCGAUCCCGACUUCGGCGCCAGACGUCUCGGACCCGGCUCACAAGGACUGCUCCGUCGCCGUCGCCGAGACUGAAGCCGAGAUCAAGCCGUUCUUGUCGAUCCUGACGGGCGAAUUCGACGAGCCGCUCGAGCUUUCCGAGGAGGAGUGGAAGGACGUUGCGAGGCUGGCGGACAAGUACGAUAGCAAGGUCGUGAGGGGUUUGGUCGAGAACAAAGUGAGGACUUUGACCGACGAUGAGUCGGCAGACUUCGCCCUCAAUCUGGCCUACAACACCCGCGACCGGGCCUUGCUCACCGACGCGGCGUUCCGUGUUCUCCGUCUUGAGGAUGCGAACCUAAAGUUGCUCGUGGAAGAGCGCAAGUCUUUGACUGAGCCGAUCAAGCAGGACCUCGCCAGAUGGAAGCCCAUGUUGCGCGAGCACGCUCGCAAGAUUGGAUAUCACGACGCUCCCGAGUACUGGUCGUCUUGCGGGUCCGGCAGCUGCACCAAGGUACACGCCGAGCUUGCGUGGUAUCGUGGCGUGCACCACGCGCUCGCGGCCGACCCGUCGGCGGAGAAGUCGUUCGCUCCCUUCCGCCGCAAGAUCGAGGAAGCCGCUGGGCAUUGGGAGGUAAGGCUGUGCGCAUCUCACCGAGAGGCGCUUCGCAGGGAAGCGAUGGAUUUCGAGGAGGAGGUUUAUCGCAAGACUGCUCCGCCUUUCCCACGUUGA